GACAUUGACGUCAAUAAAUGGCCUCAAUUACCAAUCCAAACUCGAUCAGUCGUUUUACAUUGGUUUUUACAAUCAAACAUUACCUGUAAAUAUAUAAAUUAGCGUUUUAUAAAAAUUUAUUUAUUAAGCGUCUAGUUCACUUGUGCACAUAUUCCUCCGGCAACAGAAUGAGUUUAGUGGCAAAUACUGGGAAAUUGGCGGGUCGCACGCUAUUUAUCACGGGUGCAUCCAGAGGUAUUGGAAAGGCUAUUGCAUUGAAAGCGGCUAAAGAUGGAGCGAAUGUUGUUAUUGCGGCUAAGACUGCUGAACCCCAUCCAAAACUUCCAGGAACAAUUUACUCAGCUGCUGAAGAAAUUGAGGCUUUGGGAGGGAAAGCUCUGCCAUGCAUUGUGGAUGUACGAGAGGAGAAACAAGUCCAAAAGGCUAUUGAUGAAGCCAUCAAAAAGUUCAACGGUAUCGACAUCCUGGUGAACAACGCAUCGGCCAUUUCCCUCACCGGUACAGCCAACACGGACAUGAAAAGAUAUGACUUGAUGCAUAACAUCAACACGAGAGGCACUUUCUUGGCGUCCAAACUUUGUCUUCCAGUACUCAAGAACAGCAACCAUGCUCACAUUCUCAACCUGUCUCCACCACUCAACAUGAACCCUUAUUGGUUUUCUAUACACGUGGCGUACACCAUGGCCAAAUACGGAAUGUCGAUGUGUGUGUUGGGCAUGAGCGAAGAAUUCAAGCCGUACAAUAUUGGAGUCAAUGCGUUGUGGCCUAGGACCGCCAUCGCGACGGCGGCCAUAGAGAUGUUGACAGGCGACACGUCUACAAGUCGCAAGGUCGACAUCGUUUCUGACGCCGCUUACGCAAUGUUGUGCAAAGACCCAAAAACAUACACUGGCAACUUUGCAAUAGACGAAGAUGUUGUGCGAGAAGCUGGGGUUAAGGACCUUACAUCUUACGCCUGUGAUCCCAAGAACAUCAAUAACCUAUUAAUCGACGGAUUCCUCGACGACCCCGCGUCCAAAGAGAUCCACCGCAAGUCUGUAUCGACGACAUCCGUACGGCGGUACCACACGUCCGCCGUCUACCAUAAAGAGGAGAAGCCUUCAGACGCUGGUCAGAUUCCUAAUCUGUUCGCUGCUAUCAGUAAGAGUCUCUCAGCAGACUUGGUGAAGAACACUCAAGCCAUAUACCAGUUCAAUGUUAAAGGCAAAGAAGAGGGCGUGUGGCAUAUUGACUUGAAGAAUGGCGACGGCUCGUGCGGCCAGGGCGAGCCCAAGUCGCCCCCGGACGCGACUCUCACCAUGGACAGCAAUCACUUCGCCGAUUUGUUCGCUGGCAAGUUGAAACCGACGACAGCCUUUAUGAUGGGCAAGCUCAAGAUAGCCGGCGACAUUCAGAAAGCGAUGAAACUCGAGAAGAUGAUGAAAGCCCUGAAGAAUAAGGCGUAAUUGCAACACAUCAAACCAAUGUAUUCAGUGCAAUAAUGCUACCAACGUAUUAUGUGUUAUCCACCUUAAACGACAUCCAAUGUCGAUAGUAAUUUACCUUAAGAUGGAUCCAGACAUUUUCUUUUACUCGUACCGUACCUCCGUGCCGUCACAAAGCUGGACCCAGAUUUAAAAAACUUAAAAUGUCACAACCAAGUCAAGUCAAUCAGGUAAUCCUACCGUCACGUAUAAAUUUUUUAGUUAAAUGUAUGUUUAAACAACUCCGAGUGUUGAUUUUCGGCCUUAUGCAAUUUAGUCUUGAUUGUGUAUAAGGCAUUUUAAAAUAUUGAAAUUUUAUGGUGUUUUUUUUUACAUAAUUAUGUACUACUUAUUCGUACCUUGUGCGAAUACAAAUUAUUUGUGCAGUAAUUGAUUUACUAACUGAAACUUUUGUAUUCUCUUGUCUUCUAGGGGUUGACAAAUCGUGAGUUUUGAAAAAAGUGUUGUGUGUGUGAUUUAUCAUAAAUACUUGUUGACAGAUUAACAUAAUGCUCAAUAAAAUUAAAUAAUGUGAAAGUACAAUCAACAGUUGUUUACAUUCAUUUUAUUGACAUAAUCCCAUUACGAAUCAACGCGUUUAACAUUUUAAAAAAAUAUGUUUUCUCGCUAACUUGCAUAAGUCAAUAUUGUCUGGACCAAUUAAAAGGUAUGAAUGGUAGGAAUAAUGUUGUAAUCAGUUGAAAGUAUUUAAAUCGAAAUGGUUGUAUAUUUUUUGAAAUAUUUAUCGUGUUAUGACUGAUGUUAAUUGUAUUUUGUUUGAGAUUAAAUUAAAAUCAAUUGUUUUCUUAUUUUUUUUCAAAAUUAGCUAAUUCAUUGCCUUUUUUGUGAACCUUACACUGUUUUUUUUUAAUUUAAAUUGAAUGCUUUUUUUUAAACUAAAAUGAAAUGUACUGUCAAUAGUUAACAAACUCCUAGUAUUAUAAAAUGUCUUCAAAGAAUUUUUAAAAGAUUUGUUGGAAACAAAGCUGUAAAACCGAAUUUUUAACCAUUUUAUGUGAAGCAACUUAAUCAAUACAACAGAAAUAUGUCUUUGAUUUUUGUAAACUGUGCCUUAUUGUACAACAUCUCUAUGCUGCUAAUUUUUUAAUUAUUUUAUUUUUAGUCUAGUAGUUCUAAAUGGUGUAUUGUUUGUAAAUAAAUAUUUUGUAUUUUUA
Messenger RNA from Amyelois transitella, 2638 nucleotides. It is a transcript of the gene Hsdl2, whose product is annotated as hydroxysteroid dehydrogenase-like protein 2. The coding region runs from base 168 to 1445 and encodes 425 amino acids. The record is from RefSeq and is a predicted model, not a curated record. Gene Ontology annotation, cellular component: mitochondrion. The transcript is spliced from 13 exons. Lineage: Eukaryota; Metazoa; Arthropoda; Insecta; Lepidoptera; Pyralidae.